GGUUUGACACUUCGUUCCGCGCUCAUUGAAUCGGCUCAGUAUUAGUCGUGUUUGUGAUACGUCGCUAGAAUAAUUGCCGCGUGUUUAUUGUGCAUUGCACACAUUGUGUUUGGAUCAAAUAAAAACCAUUUUUUGCCGCGUUUCUGAAGAAAAAAAAAUCGAGUCUUUAUGAAUUUAGUUGCAGAAGAAGCCGUAAAGCUGUGAAACAUUUUCCGAGGAAAACAUUUCUGCACGAUUUACGUCGCAGUGUCAACAGGUGAAGAUACCAUUGAACCACAACAAUUUGAAAAUGGCACCAAAGCGGGCAUUUUCAAUCGAAAACGGUGCAAGUUCAUCUCGAGAUGAACCAGAUGCAGCCAAACGACGCCGAACAGCUGAUCCAUACUGUUGGGUGUGCCAUCAGAAAGACACAAAUGUGUACUGCAAAACAUGCUUGCGGUCCUAUCAUUCACAGUGCGUGGGUCCAAAGUCGACCAAGGAAAUCCAAUGUGAAGUGUGCAUAAGAGAGGAUUUGGCCAAAAGCAACGACGCCAAAUGGCACGAGAAUUUGAAACGUUUGAAUGGUCUUUUGGAAUAUAUCAUGAAGCGGUUGCUUGAUAGUGACGAGUUCACAGUCUUGAGUAACAACUACUUUCAAACAAAGUUACCGGUCGAAUCAAGCAUUGUGAAUGCAUUCGACUUGAGCUACAUUCGAAACCGGGUGCAAAUCAGCGAAUAUGAAACGCCAUUGCAGUUUCUCAAUGACAUCAGAUGGAUCAAGCAUAACAUCAUUGCAUCAGGCAACCUUGCCGAAUUGGCGGUUGCAAAGCGGCUUGAACAGUUCUGCAAAAAGGAGGUGUACGACAUCGAAAUGUGUGUAGAUUGUUUUGCACGUUCGAAUAGUGAAGACCGUUCAUCUUGGUUCACACAGGUUUGUGAUCCACCCCAUUUAUUGGUAUGGGCACGUGAGAUUGGCCAUCGACCGUUCAAACCAGCCAAAGUGAUUGGUGUCAGCGGCAAAUCGCUCAAAAGUAAAAUUGAUGUACGAUUCUUCGGUGAUCAUGAUAUGGCUGAUGUUUCGCUCAUCGACUGUUACCUCUUCUCCAAAGAGAAUCCAAACGGAAAAACCGAUGACAAGAAUAGAUUGGUUCUCAUCAGCAGUUUGGCGGAGGCUAAAAAAUACAUCGAAAAUAUUGAGAAGAAAUUUGAAUGCAAAUUUGUGGAGUAUAAAACAAAGACACCAUUUAAUUCCAGUCGAAUAGCCGAAUACUUGAAGGAUAUGGUGCCAAACGUACAAUUGGCGGCCGAUUAUCGGCUGAAAGUCAAGCCAAUUUACUUGAAUCCACCACAGCGACGUCGAGGUCCGCUUCGUUCUAAAUCGAAAGUAGCCUCUUCAAGCCCGGUUCCGCAGGUUUUCAACGGAACAUUGAUGGAAACUCGCGUUGUGCUUGAAAAUUGCGAUCACUUGGUGGAACGAUACAAAAGAAAGGAUGGCGUGGAUCGUUAUGAGACGAUUGAUGGAAAGGGACCUGACGAAGUGGUAACAGACCGAAAUUCAGAAGACGAAGAUCGUAAGCCGCCAAAUGGUGUUGAUCAAUCGAUGAACGAUGAAACAUCGAACCAGGUAUCUGAGACAGAAGAUGCCGUAAUCAUCAGCGAUGAUGAUGAUCCGUUCAUGACCACGCAUCAAGCUCAGAGCGAAUCUUUGGAGCAAAUUGAAAAUCAGGAAUGUGAUCAAGAUGCACUGCUAUCGACACUUGAACCGCUGGACAUUUCUGAACAAUCGACUGAAGAUGACGAUAAAGCAACAGCAUCGAAUCACAGCGAAUUUGAUUUGAUGGCUCACAAUGAUGUUAUCGAAGAAAUCGUUGAAAAUAUCGUAGUUUCGGAUGCCUCCACCGAUGAAGAUAUUCCCGAAAAUGUUUUGGAACUUGUUCCGGAUAUUACGGAUACAGAUGAAGUGAAUGAACCGGCCGACAAUUCGAUUGAAAUCAACGAAGAUCUAACUAUCAGGAGCCAGUCGCUGGCCGACGAAUACGUUCCCGUUUCAGAUGAACAAGUGGCAACAUUGAUUGAAUCAAAAUCAAACAAUCAAGAAGAGGUGUUUAUGUCUAGCUUCGAUAAUGCUAUUGGAGCUGAAGAACUUGGCGAAAACAUAGAGCAAAUCGAAGAGACUGUAGCUCAAAAUGAUGUGUCCAAUCAUAGUCAAUCACACAGUUUUGUGGAAGAAUCACAAGAAAUGACACAAAAUGAAAACGAAACAGAACAAUCUGAUCAUGAAGCGGAACACACCGACCAUGAAAUGAUAUUGGAUAAGUCAAUCCAAACCUUGCCACCGUCAUGCAUGAAGAUUAAGCCAUCGGCCCAGUCAACUCCAUUUAAAUCGAUCGAUGAACCAACCCAAGUAGCUCCGAUCGAUCCAGUAAUCCAACCAGCUUUAAUCGAUCAACCAACUCAACCAGCUCCAAUCGAUCAACUGACCCAAUCAGCUAAGCUCGAUCAAUCGAUCGAAUCUACUCCAGUCGAUGAACCAUUCCAAUCGACUCAGAUCAAUCAAUCGAUUGAAUCGACUUUGAUCGAUGAACCUAUCCAAUCGACUUCGAUCGAUCAGCCAGUUCAAUUGACUCCAAUUGAUCCACCUGAAAAUAAUGAAAACGACAUGCAUGCGCGUCAAGAAAGCAAUGAAGGCGCUAAAAAAACAGAAAGUGAUGCAAUGUUAGAGCUUCGGUUGGAAUAUAAAAAGGUACUUGUGGCAUAUCAAGAUAUGGAAAAGCAGACCAACGAAGCGCUCCAAAUAGCUCAAUCUCAAAGCAAUAUUAUCACGAGACUAGAGGCUCAAGUGACAGGUCUGACGAAAGACCUAUCUUUCAAGCAAAAUGAACUGGCCAAAAUGAAAGUGGAUUAUGCAGCCGAAUUGCUAAAAGCAAUCGAGGAGACAAAGAAGAAGAUGUGGUGUCGAAGCUGCGGAAAUGAACUGGUCAAACCAUUUCAUGGAUUAUUGCAUGCAAUGGUGUGCAGUGCACAAUGUCUACAGAUGACGUGGGCCAACGAAUGCCAAACCGGUGAGAAAACCUCGAUGAAUUCAACGGUGCAAUCAUCAGGCAAUGAG
This is a messenger RNA of Sitodiplosis mosellana (orange wheat blossom midge), 3088 nucleotides long. RefSeq lists its product as uncharacterized. The record is from RefSeq and is a predicted model, not a curated record. Lineage: Eukaryota; Metazoa; Arthropoda; Insecta; Diptera; Cecidomyiidae. The annotation marks the transcript as partial. The transcript has 10 exons. Gene Ontology annotation, molecular function: protein binding.